AUGGCGUCGAGUGGUGGCGAAUGGGUUGUCACUAUGGAUGAAGACGGCCAGCACGACCCGGCCGACAUCGGUGGACCUCGACACUGCACUGGAUCAACAGGCCACCUCGUCUACGCGCAGCUCAGAACGCGGCACCCCACGGUGCGCUACGCAACGCGGCGUCGAAGUCGUCGAAAUGAGCUCCGACUGGUCCUCGGAGAGGUCGGACGGUCGGUCGCCGCAUACGCCGGAUCCGAGGCUUACCUCGACGUGGCUCUGGGCUGGAUCGCGGAGAGGUCACCACUCAGCCCGGUUCAACUGCAAGCUUGCUGUCGCAUUUCUGGCGAAUGGUUCUCUUCCAGCGGCACCAAGGGCCUGCGAAUGGUCAGUUUGAUCGGCUUCCUGUUCGCUGUCGGCGGUCUCGUCAUCGUCCUCUACGUAUUGGCGUCGUACGUGUUCUCGACGCCGGCGUCGAGCGACCCCGCGUCAGGCCCGUUAGCGCCGGAACGCCACCGAGCCACCCGCGUAACAAUGAAUGUCCCCACGUGGGUAGUCGGCAGCGGCGGCCUCCCUCGGCAGCUCCGUGGCCCGCGAACUCGAAGCGCCGGGGCCGACAUCCGCACCAGCCGCGUCCCGUGGGGCGAACCCGCUCUGGCCAGAGAAAUCCUGUUCGCCGAUGCCAGGAAACUGGUUACUGAUGCCGCCGGCGGCCCGUGGCGAAUGGCGUGGUGCGCCGGGCAGAACCAACUCAUGAAGGACGUUCUCGACGAGCUGGGGACGGCGGACGCAGGCGUCGGGACCGUCUUCCACGCUUCGUCUGCCGGCGGCGUCUACGCCGGAGCUCCCGGAGCACCGCACACCGAAACAAGCGCGACCAAUCCACUGGCCGACUACGGGCGAGUCAAAGCUCGAUGCCGAAUCCAUUGUUCGCGAAUUCGGCUCCAGAAGCGGAACCCGCACUGUCAUAGGAAGAUCUCGCAAACUCUCUACGGCCCGGGUCAGAAUCUGGCGAAACCCCAAGGCCUGAUUUCGCACCUCUGCCGAGGCUAUCUGCUGUCGAUGCCCAUUUCGAUCUACGUUCCCAUGGACACGCUUCGGGACUACGUCUUACGUCUCCGACGCGGCCGAAAUGGUGGUCGACAGCUUCACCCCGAGCGGAAGCGUCGCAGUGAACCGACGGUCACCAAGAUCUACGCGUCCGGACGCAGCGUCACCAUCGGGGCGAUCCUCGGCGCGUGCCACACCGUCUUCAGAAAACGCCCCAACGCUGUGCUCGCCAGUUCUCCACUCGCUUCGGCGCAAGCCCGAGACCUACGGCUGCGAUCGAUCGUGGAC
Messenger RNA from Mesorhabditis spiculigera, 1314 nucleotides. The record is from the annotation of a GenBank genome assembly. NCBI's taxonomy places the organism in Eukaryota, Metazoa, Nematoda, Chromadorea, Rhabditida, Rhabditidae.